This is a messenger RNA of Pocillopora meandrina, 662 nucleotides long. NCBI's taxonomy places the organism in Eukaryota, Metazoa, Cnidaria, Anthozoa, Scleractinia, Pocilloporidae. The record is from the annotation of a GenBank genome assembly.
AUGGAAAAAAAGAAGACCUCAAGGCUGUUGUUCUCAGAUCCACUGGAGCAACAGCCCAUGUGAAGGAAGAUUGCGUGUUGGAGGACAACACUGGGUCAUCAAUGAUUCACAUUUGGGAACCCCUUGUCCAUACCUUGACAACGGGUAAAUCAUACUGCUUCACCAACCUGACAGUAAAGAAUUUCCAAGGGUCGACGUAUCUAAGUACAUCGCCAAACACAACAGCAAACCUUACAACACAAACAGUGCAAACCCUGACUGGACCAGAUAUGCUCAAAAGUCCAGAAAAGGAAGUAACUGCUUCAGAAUUCAAUUUGGUGUCAAAGCUAAACAUCUUUUGUUCCUGCAAAGUGUGCAAAAAACGCUUAAAUGAUGUUGAAUCAUUCACUUGCACCACACUGAAGUGUGAAAACUGUGGUACACGUCAAAGAUCAAGAGAUAUCAAACUGCAGGCUUCAGCAAAAAUUUCUAUCACUGAAUCAGAAGGUGACAACAGCAAAGAGAUGUGGAUCCAGGCUUUCACUGAGCAACUAGAAACCCUGCUGGCAGGAUCAACCUUAUCCCUAAAGGAUAAAAUCGAUGACAUUGAAGUUUAUCUUAUGUCUCUGGAAGACAUUUGUUUGGUAUACAAUGUCCAAACAACAAACAUUACAAAGAUUCUC